UAUAUAUAUAUGAGUACAGAUAUAUGAAACAGUUUAACUCUGGUCUCCAUUAAUCUUUGUACUAAAGCUGGUAAUGGCAACAAGCAUGAAUUUUCUUGUAUUUGCAACGGUGUUGACUGCAUCACUUUUACACCUUUCUCAGGCAUUGACCACACAAGAUUGUGACAGCUCCAUAACCGUUGACACCAAUCUAACCAAUCUGCUGUGUACUCGCCAAGUACUCCAGCAAAAGAUCUUUGUGCAACAGGACCCUUCGAACACUCGUAGGUUCAUUGUCUGCACUGACAUAAUGAUCGGUUGUAUGGGAGCGUGUCCGAACAACAAACUCUUUGAUAGCGCUAGCAGAAGUUGUAACCUCAUUCCUGCUGAACAUUGCAAACCACCGGCAUCGGCUCGUCAAACGACGGAUCCUUUAAAGAUUAGCAGUUCCUGUAAUCGAAAUAGUAAGACAUGCGAUUAUCUUCCCUAUCCCGGAGAUGACACUUCGUAAGUACAUUACGUUUCUUGUGUUUAUUUU
Messenger RNA from Octopus sinensis (East Asian common octopus), 517 nucleotides. RefSeq lists its product as uncharacterized. The record is from RefSeq and is a predicted model, not a curated record. Bases 74 to 490 code for a protein of 138 amino acids. The transcript is spliced from 3 exons. Lineage: Eukaryota; Metazoa; Mollusca; Cephalopoda; Octopoda; Octopodidae. Gene Ontology annotation, cellular component: extracellular region. Gene Ontology annotation, molecular function: chitin binding.